CCGAGUAGGAAUCAUUCGCUCGCGCAAUAAAAGGAGGCGAGGAUAAUCCAUAAUUGUAGCGUGUGAUAGUCGAACCCCAAUCCCCAAUCCCCAAUCCCCAAUCCCUAAUCAAUCUCCGCGACGCGAUGGAGAUAUCCGGCGCCGUCGUGAUCCGGCGAUCGCCGAUCGUCUCCGGCGCCGGGAUCCGGCGUGGAUUGGCCGAUCCUUCUCUAUUCUCCGGCCGCACGGUAGCCGGAAGCGGGAGGCGGCUUAGGGUUCCGGCGAGGAGGCCGAGCGGAAGCAGUGGAGGGUUCUUCGACGAGGGGCACCUCAAGUACUACGUGUCUCCGGCGAGGUGCGGGGAGAGGAAGAAGGAGGAGAAGAAGAGGGCGAAGCUCGUGAAGGGACUUAGGAAGGAUCUCGCCGCGCUUCAUUCCAUGGGUUUCGGUGUUGGGAUCGAAGAGGCAGUCGCCGGGGCCGGGGAGGUUAAGAGCAAGAUGAUCUCGGAAGCAGCAGAGUUGUUGCUGACUCAGCUGAACCAGAUGAGAGCCCAAGAGAAGGAGAUGAAGAAGAAGAGGAAAGAAGAGAAGAAGGCUGCAAUGAAAUCCACAAAGAUGAAAGGUUGCGCUGAUGAUGACGACUCCUCGUGUUCUUCCUCUGAAUCAAGCGACAGCGAGUGUGAAGAAACUGUCAGCAUGAGCACGUGUAAAACUGCUUCUGCUAUAGUACCUCAUCCACAAUCCGUGGUCACGGUGGUUCCAACUGUGAAUUCUCUGUGUAAUGCACAACCUCAAACUAAACCGAUAACAUCAAAACAUGCCCUGGAAUGCUGUGGUGAGAGCAAUGUGGCGGUCGAGAAGCCUAUUGAUAGUAAGAUUGAGGUCUGCAUGGGAGGAAAGUGCAAACGAUCGGGGGCGUUGGAGUUGAUGAAGGAAUUUGAGAGAGAGGUCGGUAUCGAAGGUGCGGUUGUUGGAUGCAAGUGUAUGGGCAAGUGCAAAGAUGGACCAAAUGUUCGAGUUUUGAAUCACAAUGCAGAAGUGGGCUCCCUGAAGGUCUCGAAGAAUCCUCUCUGUAUUGGUGUUGGUCUUGAGGAUGUAGGUACUAUAGUUGCCAAUUUCUUUUCAGAGAAGGAUGUCGGCCUCAUGACAGCGUAGGUAUGAUCUUGGUUUAUAUAGUAGUCGUAUAGCUAGCAUGUUCGUACACCGAAUGAGAGUUCUAAUACCAUGAUCUACUUGCCUUUUAAAUGGACUGUAAGGGUAAUGGUUUAGAAUGAUUAUGGCUAGAGAUAAAUUCAACCUGGAUCUGUAUUGUGGCUUCCAAGUUUCUCUUCUUUUUUUUGUUUUAAGAAAUGUUUGUAAAUGGUUCUUUUCUAAAGCUUUCUGUGCUCUUAUUCGUGCUAAGUUGUAUGAGGUUCUAUUUGCAUAUGGUAAAGGUGAUGUUUCAGCUCUCCGACAA
Ananas comosus (pineapple) is the source of this 1434-nucleotide messenger RNA. RefSeq lists its product as uncharacterized. The record is from RefSeq and is a predicted model, not a curated record. The transcript has 2 exons. NCBI's taxonomy places the organism in Eukaryota, Viridiplantae, Streptophyta, Magnoliopsida, Poales, Bromeliaceae. Bases 126 to 1133 code for a protein of 335 amino acids.